GUCCAUCUCGCAAAAUAGCUCUAUGCCACUUUACAUGGCCCAAGUGACCAAGAUUUUACGAGAGAUGGCCAUAGAAAGCAAUAGUUAUUUUAACUAUCCUGAUUUCCGGACGCGGCUGAGUGCUCUACGGCUGGAUCAAGCACAAACUCCCUUCCUGUACCAACGGUUGGACUUGUUAGACUCCUAUCUUGAUCUUACACAGCCGAUGACUGGUGAUUAUUUUGUUGACGGGGGAGUCACCAUCUUAGACUUGUCUUGUCCAUUUGUUGACUCGAGUACGGCCUGUACUUUGUUCCGCAUUGCUAUGGACCUUUUUCUUUACGCUUAUCCGUCCAGGGCCAAGAUGAUCGUAGCGGAUGAAGCGCACAAGUACAUGACAGACACACCCGCAGCAAGAGAACUUACAGACACUUUCCUCAAUAUUAUCCGCCAGCAGCGUCAUCUUGGAGUUAGAACACUCAUAUCUACCCAGGAACCAACUAUUUUCCCUCGCCUGCUUGAUCUUUGCUCUAUUACCAUUAUCCACCGAUUUACGAGCCCGGAGUGGUACAAAGCAAUAAGAAACCACGUCCCAAUCGAGAACAAAGAAGGCGGCAGUAACAAGGAAAAAAUCUUGGAUGGGUUAUAUGAUAUUGCUAGUCUUUAAACAGGCGAGGCGCUUGUGUUUGCACCAUCUGCACUUUUGCUGGAUGAGAACGACGCGGUACUGGACACAAAAUAUCGUACCUUCAAGAUGCGUAUUCGAAAGCGCGUUACCUAGGAUGGUGGACGGACUAUUACCUGUCUAUCCUGACCUUUUACUACUAGAUGCGUUCUCAUGCGGAACUAGUAUUUAUCCACAUAUUUUGGAGUUUUUUUGAGGUUAUCUUUUCUUAAUUGCUAUGGUUGAUGAUCAGGUACAUUACCUGACUAAAGAUGAAAAUCCCUACAGAUAGAGAUAGACAGUUAUUAUUUGAAUCUUUAACUCCUC
Molecule: messenger RNA, 970 nt
Organism: Aspergillus ochraceoroseus IBT 24754
Lineage: Eukaryota; Fungi; Ascomycota; Eurotiomycetes; Eurotiales; Aspergillaceae
Exons: 2
Coding region: 35-646 (203 amino acids)
Source: RefSeq, a predicted model, not a curated record